AUGGACCACCACCGCUGGAGCAGAGACGGCCGCGCAUCGCCGGCGGGAUACCUGAUGAUGCAGCCGACCGUUGAGGAGGCGGCCGAGGCAGCACAUCCGCCGCGGAUGGAGCGCUUCUUUCAAGGCUUCAGGCGGGAUCCGCAGUCGGAAUUCUACUCGAGAGACGGUGCAGACACGGUGGUGCGCUCAAAUGUCAUCGGGCCGUAUUAUGAUUUACGCAGCGCCACGCUGGAAAAUGCGCAGGCUUCGGGAGGACUGAUGCGCAGGCUCAAGGGGAGGCAUCUUCAAAUGAUUGCCAUUGGCGGAUCAGUCGGAGCGGGAUUGUUCGUCGCUAGCGGCAAGGCACUGUCCGUCGGCGGUCCUGCAUCGCUACUGUUGGCGUUUUCGGUCGUUGGCAUUAUGCUGUUCUGCACUUGCCAGGCACUCGGUGAGCUUGCCGUCGUGUUUCCCAUUGCAGGCUCCUUUUCGUCCUGGUCUACUCGAUUUCUAGACCCUUCGUGGGGAUUCGCCAUGGGCUGGAACUAUGCGCUGCAAUGGCUCUCCGUGUUACCGUUGGAAAUCAUUGCUGCUUCACUUACCCUCGAUUACUGGAACCAUUCUCUUCCAAGAAGCGUAUUCGUAACCAUUUUCCUAGUCGUCAUCCUAACCAUCAACAUGUUUGGAGUCAAGGGCUAUGGAGAAGCCGAGUACAUCUUUUCCAUGAUCAAGGUGAUUGCCGUCAUUGGCUUCAUCCUCCUCGCCAUUGUCCUCAACCUCGGCGGCACACCCGACGGCGGCUACAUUGGCGGCAAGUACUGGCACGAUCCCGGUGCCUUCCACAACGGCUUCAAGGGCAUCUGCAGCGUCUUCACCACGGCCGCCUUUGCCUUUGCCGGCACCGAGCUCGUCGGGCUCGCGGCCGCCGAGACCGCCGCCCCGCGCAAGUCGCUCCCCACGGCCAUUAAGCAAGUCUUUUGGCGCAUCACCCUCUUCUACGUCGUCGCCCUGACCCUCGUCGGCCUCUUGGUGCCCUACGACAGCCCCCGGCUCUUUGGCGGCGCGAGCCCCGUCGACGCCAACACGUCGCCCUUUGUCAUUGCCAUUGAGGCCGCGGGCAUCCAGAUCCUGCCGUCCGUCAUGAAUGCGGUUAUCCUGGUGGCCAUCUUGUCCGUCGGCAACUCGGCCGUCUUUGGCUCCACGCGCACGCUCGCCGCCAUGGCGAACCUGCGCCAGGCCCCGCGCAUCCUCGGCUACGUCGACCGCAAAGGCCGCCCCCUGGUGGCCAUUUCUCUCGCCGCGCUCAUCGGCUUCCUCGCCUACCUGGCGCAUCUCAAGCAGCAGCGCGUCGUUCUCGAGUGGCUGCUGACGGCGUCGGGCCUCUCUUCCGUCUUUACCUGGGGCUCGAUUUGUCUCUGCCACAUUCGCUUCCGUCGCGCGUGGGCCGCUCGCGGGCACGAGCCUGCCGAGCUGCCCUUUCAAGCGCAGUUUGGCGUCGUGGGCUCCUAUGUCGGGCUCGCGCUCAAUUGCCUCGUCAUUGUCACGCAAUUCUGGGUCGGCGCGUCGCCGAUCAACUCGGAAAACAUGGCCACGCGGGAAAUUGUGCAGCACUUCUUCCUCAAGUGGAUGGGCGCGCCCGUCGUGUUCAUCUUCUUCAUCGGCCACAAGCUGUAUUACAAGACGCGCUACGUCAAAAUUGACGACUUGGACGUUGAUACAGGCCGGCGGCAGUUUAAUCUGCCCAUAUUAAUAGAACAGGAAAAGGAAGAGCAGGCAAACUGGCCGCGAUGGAAAGUCUUUUAUAAGCUGAUAUGUUGA
Molecule: messenger RNA, 1794 nt
Organism: Beauveria bassiana ARSEF 2860
Lineage: Eukaryota; Fungi; Ascomycota; Sordariomycetes; Hypocreales; Cordycipitaceae
Product: amino acid permease
Exons: 4
Coding region: 1-1794 (597 amino acids)
Biological process (GO): amino acid transmembrane transport
Cellular component (GO): membrane
Molecular function (GO): amino acid transmembrane transporter activity
Source: RefSeq, a predicted model, not a curated record